Messenger RNA from Fulmarus glacialis (Northern fulmar), 448 nucleotides. Its product is annotated as transport and Golgi organization protein 2 homolog. The transcript is spliced from 4 exons. NCBI's taxonomy places the organism in Eukaryota, Metazoa, Chordata, Aves, Procellariiformes, Procellariidae. Gene Ontology annotation, biological process: protein secretion; Golgi organization. The annotation marks the transcript as partial. Gene Ontology annotation, cellular component: Golgi apparatus. The record is from RefSeq and is a predicted model, not a curated record.
AGGCCCUUACAGAAUGACCUUGCACUGAGCCUUUGUGGAAGAAGCAAGAUUUAAACAUCAAUUCUUCAAUGUGCAUCCUUCUAUUCAAAUUUGACCCCCGACCAGUUUCAAAAAAUGCAUACAGGCUUAUUUUAGCAGCUAAUAGAGAUGAAUUUUACCAUAGACCAUCCAAAUCGGCAGAUUUUUGGGACAACAGCAAUGAGAUCCUUAGUGGUCUGGAUAUGGAGGAAGGAAAAGAAGGUGGGACAUGGCUGGGCAUCAGUAAGAAAGGCAAGAUGGCAGCCCUGACAAACUAUAUGCAGCCAAAGGUUGAUAAAAAUGCAAAAGGAAGAGGUGCUCUUGUAACAAACUUCUUGACUGGAGAUCUGGACAGCUACUCUUACUUGAAGAAAGUUUCAGUAGAAGGACAUCUUUACAAUGGAUUUAAUUUAUUAGCAGCUGACUUGAA